Odocoileus virginianus texanus is the source of this 2997-nucleotide messenger RNA. NCBI's taxonomy places the organism in Eukaryota, Metazoa, Chordata, Mammalia, Artiodactyla, Cervidae. The record is from RefSeq and is a predicted model, not a curated record.
ACAGCGAAGGCUUUGCCCUGUGCCUACCAGCCCCAAGGAGGAAGGUGAGCACCCUGUGGCAGCCAGACCCUCCCUGGAGGUGCAUAGUCCGUCACUGGCGGUUUGGUGGUGCCGGGCCUCUCUGGGGCUGAUGCGGCUCUCCCAGGGGACGCCUGAACAGGCUCUUCUGAGGUUCUCGUUCUCUCCGGAGUGAGCCUGCAGGGUGUGGCCACCUCCUGGGGACCAUGCCAGAGGCACUCCUGCUCAGGGCUGCCAGCUCCAUCCUGAGGACCGUGUUAUUAAACAGACUACCGCCAGGUGGGCCUGAGUGUGUUCGCAAACUCAGUUUGAACCUGCGGUACCAGCAAGAAGUAAGACCGCAUACGAAAAGCAGAUCCCUGACUGAUGGGCAGAUGCUCUCCAAAGAGCCCCCAAGCCAUGCUCUCAAACUCUCGACCCCAGAGAAGGUGAAAGAUGCCCAGUUGAAUCCUCCAGAGGAGGCGCUAUGGACGACGCGGGCCGACGGGCGCGUCCGCCUACGCAUAGACCCCAUCUGCUCGCAGACUCCCCGCACUGUUCAUCAGAUGUUCUCCACGACUCUGGACAAGUAUGGGGACCUCAGUGCUAUGGGCUUCAAGCAGCAGGGCACGUGGGAACACAUCUCCUACACCCAGUACUACCUGCUGGCCCGCAAAGCCGCCAAGGGCUUCCUGAAGCUCGGCCUGGAGCGGGCCCACAGCGUGGCCGUCCUCGCCUUCAACUCCCCGGAGUGGUUCUUCUCAGCAGUGGGCGCAGUAUUCGCAGGUGGCAUCAUCACCGGCAUCUACACGACCAGCUCCCCUGAGGCCUGCCAGUAUAUCGCCUAUGACUGCCGCGCCAACAUCAUCAUGGUCGACACACAGAAACAACUGGAAAAGAUCCUGAAGAUCUGGAAAAAUCUCCCACAUCUGAAGGCAGUAGUGAUAUAUGGAGAGCCUCCUCCGACACAGAUGCCCAGCGUGUACACGAUGGAAGAGUUCAUGGAGCUGGGGAAUGAGGUGCCUGAGGAGGCCCUGGACACCAUCAUCAGCGCCCAGAAGCCUAACCAGUGCUGCGCGCUGGUCUACACGUCAGGCACCACUGGGAAGCCCAAGGGUGUGAUGCUGAGUCAGGACAAUAUCACGUGGACGGCACGGUAUGGCAGCCAGGCUGGUGAUAUCCAACCUGCGGAAAUCCAACAGGAGGUGGUGGUCAGCUACCUGCCUCUCAGCCACAUCGCCGCCCAGAUCUAUGACCUGUGGACAGGCAUCCAGUGGGGGGCCCAGGUCUGCUUUGCCGAGCCCGAUGCUCUGAAGGGGAGUCUGGUGAACACGUUGCGGGAGGUGGAGCCCACGUCCCACAUGGGGGUGCCUCGGGUGUGGGAGAAGAUCAUGGAGCGGAUCCAGGAGGUGGCGGCUCAGUCUGGCUUCAUCCGGCGCAAGAUGCUGCUCUGGGCCAUGUCGGUGACCUUGGAGCAGAACCUCACUUGCCCGAGCAGCGAUCUGAAGCCCUUCACAACCCGACUGGCAGAUUACCUGGUGCUAGCCAAGGUCCGCCAGGCGCUAGGCUUUGCCAAGUGUCAGAAGAACUUCUACGGGGCAGCCCCCAUGACUGCGGAGACACAGCACUUCUUCCUGGGCCUCAACAUCCGUUUAUAUGCGGGCUACGGCCUCAGUGAGACCUCAGGCCCCCACUUCAUGUCCAGCCCCUACAACUACCGGCUCUACAGCUCUGGCAAGGUGGUGCCAGGCUGCCGGGUGAAGCUGGUGAAUGAAGACGCAGAGGGCAUCGGAGAGAUCUGCCUGUGGGGCCGCACCAUCUUCAUGGGCUACCUGAACAUGGAGGACAAAACGUGUGAGGCCAUUGACCCUGAGGGCUGGCUGCACACGGGCGACACGGGCCGCCUGGAUGCCGACGGCUUCCUCUACAUCACGGGGCGUCUCAAAGAGUUAAUCAUCACGGCUGGUGGGGAGAACGUACCCCCUAUGCCCAUUGAGGAGGCCGUGAAGACAGAGCUGCCAAUCAUCAGCAACGCCAUGCUGAUUGGAGACCAGAGGAAGUUCCUGUCCAUGCUGCUCACCUUGAAGUGCACUCUGGACCCUGACACCUUUGAGCCCACGGAUAAUCUGACGGAACAAGCCGUGGAGUUCUGCCAGAGGGUGGGCAGCAAAGCCACCAUGGUAUCUGAGGUUGUGGGGAAGAAGGAUGAGGCCGUGUAUCAGGCCAUCGAAGAAGGGAUCCAGAGAGUCAACAUGAAUGCAGCUGCACGACCCUACCACAUCCAGAAGUGGGCCAUUCUUGAGAGGGACUUCUCCAUUUCAGGUGGAGAGCUGGGUCCCACAAUGAAACUGAAACGCCUUGUAGUCCUGGAGAAGUACAAAGAUGUCAUCGAUUCCUUUUACCAAGAGCAAAACAAGUAAGCAGGGGUCAUCCCUCCCUGGUUUCUCCUUAAGAUGGCAGGCUGAGCGUCUUCCUGACCCCCAGGUCCUCUUCGGUCUGGGCACAUGGACUUCUGGCAAGUCUCUUAGGUUCUCCAGGUUAGGUACAGUCCUGGUAUCUGCCAGGUCUUACACCAACAAUAGUCAACAAUCCCGAGAAGCUUCAUGUGUCAACAGUUUUAAGUACUGCUUUUUGUUCAGGUGACAAUGAGAUUAGCUCUCCUUCCAGAACUAAAGGGCUGACAGUUUGGGACCUUAGCUUCAGGUAGAUUUAACAGGCUGCUAGCUCACUUCACCGGCCAGCUGGAGGCAGACUGGAUGCCAAGGGGAGGGAGGAGAGGGAAGACGGCUUUGAUGAAGUGUGCAGCCAGGAAAGCCUCAGUUGUGACUCCCCUAACGGCCUGGCUUACUGUGGACUGUCAUUGGAUGCUGCCGCUCCCAUCAUCCCGUUACCAGGCAUUCCAUCAAUGCAUACGCCCACUGACUCUGAUGCUUAAUAAAAGUGCUGCUGCCUAUUUGAUUGUAUUUAAUGUGUAACUUGAAAUUAAACUUUUUAACAGAA